AUGUCGACCAUCAAAACCCGCAUCUGCAUGAUAUCAGACACACAUACAGCCUCUCUACACCCACCCCAAAGAACAGACAAUGCCUACCGCUAUCCCCUCCCAAAAGCAAACAUCCUCCUCCACGCCGGCGACCUCACAAAAGUGGGGUACCGCGUCGAGCACGAAGCAAUGAUCGCCAUGCUCUCCGACGCAGACGCCGAGCUCAAGCUCGUAAUAGCAGGAAACCACGACAUAACCCUAGACGAAGAAUACUUCACGACCUUCGGCUACAAACGCCACAAACAUGCAGAGAAACUAGGCAAAGAAUCCAUCCUACUCUCAGACGAUAACCUCCAAACAACCCUCCGCACCUCCUCAACCAAGAACCCAAACACAGACUCUCUAAAAGCCUACAAGAAGGAACCCAUUCCUUCACUCUCUCAACAGGCGCAACAUUCACUCUCUACGCAUCUCCCUACCAACCAGAAUUCUAUAACUGGGCUUUCGCAUACCCCCGCGAUCAAGACAGAUAUAACCCCGCCCCCCGCUGCCCACCCACAACCUCAAAAUCCAAUCCCGGACUACCCGGCCAUCGACAUCCUCCUAACCCACGGCCCGCCCGUCGGAAUCCUGGAUCAGGUCCCGCCUGAUAUGAACGUUGGGUGUGAACAUCUCCUCCGUGCAGCGCGGCGCGCAAAGCCGCGACUACAUCUCUUCGGUCAUAUUCAUGAAGGGUGGGGUGCGCAGCGUGGGGUGUGGGAUGACGAGGCCGGUGAUGGUAUCAAGCUUGAAGAUGUGCCGACGGAUGUGGAGGAGAUGCUGGAGAAUCGGGGCGCGUUUUAUGAUGUUAGUGCAGGGGCGGAGCGGCCGCUGCGGGUUGGGGAGGAGACGCUGUUUGUUAAUGGGAGUAUUAUGACAGUUAAUUACCAGGCGAGGAAUGCGCCGUGGGUGGUGGAUUUGGAGCUUCCUGUUUCUGGGGAAUAG
This is a messenger RNA of Penicillium verrucosum, 963 nucleotides long. RefSeq lists its product as uncharacterized. Lineage: Eukaryota; Fungi; Ascomycota; Eurotiomycetes; Eurotiales; Aspergillaceae. Bases 1 to 963 code for a protein of 320 amino acids. Gene Ontology annotation, molecular function: hydrolase activity. The record is from RefSeq and is a predicted model, not a curated record. The transcript has 2 exons.